Leucoraja erinaceus (little skate) is the source of this 4153-nucleotide messenger RNA. RefSeq names its product DUF4554 domain-containing protein (gene top6bl). The record is from RefSeq and is a predicted model, not a curated record. Bases 2550 to 3284 code for a protein of 244 amino acids. Gene Ontology annotation, biological process: meiotic DNA double-strand break formation. Lineage: Eukaryota; Metazoa; Chordata; Chondrichthyes; Rajiformes; Rajidae. The transcript has 7 exons.
AUGAUAAGGGAAUAACGUUUACUGCAAGGUACAUUAGUGCAAGGUAAAGCCGGGCAAAGUCCGAUCAAGGAUAGCCCAAGGGUAUUCUGGUGGUUAUUGAACUAUGGUUAUAUUGAUGCCAUGAAGCUUAACUAUUUGAGGUGCAAUUUAAUGUCAAAAAGCAAAGUGACCAGAAGUCCACAUUUUCCCGGCUUUUCUGAGUCAACUAAGGCACUGGGGCAUGAACACAAAUACUAGUGAUACUGUAAUAAAGAUGCUUGAUGAGCCCUCAUUAGAAACACAGAAAAUAGGUGCAGGAGGAGGCCAUUCGGCCCUUUGAGCCAGCACCACCAUUCAUUGGCUUACGGCUUUAUUCUUUGGAGCGCAGAAGGUUAAGGGGGGACUUGAUAGAGGUUUUUUAAAUGAUGAGAGGGAUAGACAGAGUUGAUGUGGAAAAGCUUUUCCCACUGAGAGUAGGGAAGAUUCAAACAAGGGGACAUGACAUGAGAAUUAAGGGACUGAAGUUUAGGGGUAACAUGAGGGGGAACUUCUUUACUCAGAGAGUGGUAGCUGUGUGGAAUGAGCUUCCAGUGAAGGUGGUGGAGGCAGGUUCGUUUUUAUCAUUUAAAAAUAAAUUGGAUAGUUAUAUGGAUGGGAAGGGAAUGGAGGGUUAUGGUCUGAGCGCAGGUAUAUGGGACUAGGGGAGAUUAUGUGUUCGGCACGGACUAGAAGGGUCGAGAUGGCCUGUUUCCGUGCUGUAAUUGUUAUAUGGUUAUAUGGUUAUUGUGAUCAUGGCUGAUCGUCCCCUAUCAAUAACCCGUGCCUGCCUUCUCCCCAUAUCCCUUGACUCCACUAGCCCCUAGAGCUCUAUCUAACUCUCUCUUAAAUCCAUCCAGUGACUUGGCCUCCACUGCCCUCUGUGGCAGGGAAUUCCAUCAAUUCACAACUCUCUGGGUGAAAAAGUUUUUUCUCACCUCAGUCUUAAAUGACCUCCCCUUUAUUCUAAGACUGUGUGUGUGGCCCCUGGUUCUGGACUCGCCCAACGUUGGGAACAUUUUUUCUGCAAGGUAAGCUCAUUCCAAUCUCAUACCAUCAGUUGUAAGCAAUGAUCAGCGAUAGCAAUGUUUAGUAGUUAGAUUUUCUCUCCAUCCUUCCUCCACGCAAGGCGCACCAGCUUCUUGUUCUCACCCAGCAAACAGCUAACAAUGGCCUGUUUCCUUUAUCAUCGUUAUAUUUUAUUGCAUACCUUUCAUUCAUUUGUUCUCUAUCUCUCUACAUCACCGUCCAUAUCUCUCGUUUCCAUUUUCCGGUGACUCUCAGUCGGAAGAAGGAUCUUGACCCAUUCCUUCUCUCCAGAGGUGCUGCCUGUCCUGCUGAGUUACUCCAGCACUUCAGCUUAAACUAGCAUCCGCUGUUCCUUCCUACACAGUUCGAUAUUCAUGGCUUUUUGUUUGUUUUUCAGCACCUUCCUUUCCAGCAGUUUCUCUUGCACUCCUCCAGGGAUGUGAGGAAAUGUAACUUCAACUUAGUUUGUCGGGGAACAUUAACCUUUUCUCCUGUGGAGUUUUUCCCUUUGAUGUGACCUCGUUCUCGCUUAAACGACCAUACGUCUAUUAGAAGCUGACAAUUCAUUUUAAAAAUUAUUUCACUCUUGCGCCAUUACGUCCCAAGGUGAUCGUAUACACAGCUGGCCGACACAUGUUCCCUCUCUUGGCAGAGCAGAUCUUUCGUUUUAUUCCUCUCAGGAGGUCAAUUCCGUUGCACCCCAUUUGGCUUAAAUAAGCUGACCGCACAGCCCAGGAAUGAGACUUGAAUCAUGCUUCAUUUAAAGAGGCCACCUACUCAGUGAAUAAGGGCAUUUACAAAAGGAAAUAUAUGAAGCCUUAAAAAAUGACCCAUGCAUCAUGUCCAACACAUCCACAGUUUCUCUGGGGUCUAAUUUGGAAUGAAAUGUAAUGACACUCGGACUUUUCAGCAAAUAUUCAGCAGAGACAUAAAGAAAAGCAGCAUGUGCUGGUGCCAUUUAACAAUAAUGAUCAUCACUCAACAAUAGACAAUAGAUAAUAGAUACAGGAGUAGGCCAUUCGGCCCUUCGAGCCAGCACCGCCAUUCAAUAUGAUCAUGGCUGAUCAUCCAACUCAGUAUCCUGUACCUGCCUUCUCUCCAUACCCCCUGAUCCCUUUAGCCACAAGGGCCACAUCUAACUCCCUCUUAAAUAUAGCCAAUGAACUGUGGCCUCAACUACUUUCUGUGGCAGAGAAUUCCACCACUCUCUGUGUGAAAUAGAAAAUUCUCAUCUCGGACCUAAAAGACUUCCCCCUUAUCCUUCAACUGUGACCCCUUAUUCUGGACUUCCCCAACAUGGGGAACAAUCUUCCUGGUUCCUAUACCCAUCUUAAAAGCUAAUAUCUGCAUUACAGGAUGAUAUAAAUUGGUAAGCACAUCUCAGAAGCCAAUUGCACUUUAUAUCUCUGCAUUGUGUUAUAGGGUUAGCCAACCCAGAUAUCAGUUACCUUGUUUCAUCAGUACUGGAAGAUGGUCGGUCCGAAGACGCUGAAACCCAGGAGCAGAUGAUCCUUCUGUUUCUCUUCAUUAAAUACUGGGACGACUUUCACUCGGAGCUGACGGAUAUAAUUGGUGGACAACAAAUUGUUGUUGAACAUUUGGACCAAAUUCUUAACUUAAAUAAAGACGUUGUGAGGGAUUGCAUUCAACCUGUACUUCAUAAAGUCCUUGAUGAAUAUAUACAGCUGAGCAAGAAGCAGAGAAAAGUACAGACUGCUACCCACAUCAUCUAUGAUGCAGUUCAGACUAUCAUAUCAUGCAGUACGAAUCAUGACUUUCGAACCAAAUCUCUACAACUCCUGAAGGUCUCACACUCACAAGAAAUUAAAGUUUCACUUCAGAGUUUGCUUCAAAAUGUUUUGCAGAACAGGUUUCUCCCAAGCAGAGUUUGCAACAGAAAGCAGGUUCUUUCAGGAGAUGAUGUCCAAGCGGAGUGUAGCAAUAACUCAGCUGCGCUCAAAACCAGUCACGAGAAUCUGUGUGAGACAGACAACUUCCAGAGGAUUUACUCAGAGCUCGAAAGCUCCGUGUCAGAUUCGUCACUUAUUUCACUGGACGGGGAUAUCCCUUGUCACAGUAAUGAAUAUAUGACCCCAGAAACCACAAUCAGUUUUGAUCAAAGAACCAGGAAAAGACAACUGGAAACAAACACAACAGAUCUCUGUGUGAAUCAGUGCAGUAGACCUUCCAAACAGACAAUGAAUGGAGCUUGCCCACCAGCCAAGGAUAGAACAUGUUAGCAUGGACCAUGUCUCCUCAUUGAAAACAGACACACAGGUCUCAGCACCUGGUCUUACAAGAUCAACAACCUCCAGCGGUGAAAUGGCCACUCAGGAUCCGAACCGUAAAAAAACAACUGAAGAUCAGGAGGAUGACUUGUGGCUUCAGGAAGUCUGCAACUUAUCUGAAUGGACUCGAUGACUUUCACCCAAUGGGUUGUGAUGAAUGAAUCCUUGACGCUGUCAAAUCAACCAUGAUAGAAGCCAGCGUUAAUAGCUGCAGGAUUCAAUCAUCGUGCAGCACAAAGGUGAAGAAAUUCAACUGGAUUUUCCCCAUAUGGACAAUGUAAGAAGUUACAGAAUAAUCUUGUUUCCGUGUAACUGGUAAAAAAAAAUGUUUGGAUCUGGGACACAUUACAGAUGCCCAAAAUCUAUUUCCAAACUAAUCCAUGCAUCCUCUUGGAGACAGUUUAAAUAGCAGGAUAUUCCUCCCUAGAUAGUCGGGUUGCCGACUGUCCUGUAUUAGCCAGGACAUCCCAUAUAUUGGACUAAAUUGGUUUGUCCUGUACGGGACUGCCCUUGUCCUGUAUUUGACUGCUACUAUCGGGUCGAGGGGACUGUCGGGUCGUCCGGCCCCCGCCUCACCCGUCCCGACGUAGUGCAGCCCAUGGAGUGCAGCAGCAGCGCCUCGCCCGUGGCCCCGUCGGUCGGUCGGCAGCCCGGCCUAGCUGUCCGACCUUCAGACCUCCGCUUACCGCCGACACCACCACCACCCCUCCUUCUCACGGCCGAUCGUCGGUUCACGAGUUGGACAGGGCGCCGGACUUUGCGAGCGGCCCCUGGGGCCAAAACUCCUCAGCUGGCCCACCGGCUGGACUUUGUGUGCAGCC